Messenger RNA from Gracilinanus agilis (Agile Gracile Mouse Opossum), 452 nucleotides. Its product is annotated as catechol O-methyltransferase-like. Gene Ontology annotation, biological process: catecholamine catabolic process; dopamine metabolic process; developmental process. Gene Ontology annotation, cellular component: dendrite; membrane; axon. Gene Ontology annotation, molecular function: catechol O-methyltransferase activity. NCBI's taxonomy places the organism in Eukaryota, Metazoa, Chordata, Mammalia, Didelphimorphia, Didelphidae. The transcript is spliced from 3 exons. The record is from RefSeq and is a predicted model, not a curated record. The annotation marks the transcript as partial.
GGAGCCAGAAGAGAAGAGCGUCCCCAAAACCCAGGAGAGAGAAGAAGGCUGGGCACAGGCUCGAAGGCAGAGGAGAUGCUAGAGGGCCUCGUGUUGGGAGUCAUCUUUGCCACCAUCAUCCUGUUCCUCGUGUUCUUCCUGGUCUGGCGGUUCAGGACCUUUUUGACCUUUUUCUGGCAUGAAAAAGUCCUGCUCAGCAUCGUCAACUUCAUCUCGGGCAUGAGCAAGGAAGAGAGGAUCCUAAGCUGGGUGAAGGAGCACGCCGUGCCGGGCAACCCCCAGAGCGUGCUGGACGCCAUUGACUACUACUGCUACAAUAAUGAGUGGGCCAUGAACGUGGGGGACACCAAAGAGCAGCCCUACGAAAUGCUGCUGGUCCCAGCUCCGUACAGCCAGAGCAGGGCUCCGGCCCAUGUCGAGCUCAUGGAGCAUCUGGGCUUUGAGCUGGGGAG